Messenger RNA from Mesitornis unicolor (brown roatelo), 1489 nucleotides. It is a transcript of the gene PPP2R5A, whose product is annotated as protein phosphatase 2, regulatory subunit B', alpha. Gene Ontology annotation, biological process: signal transduction; protein dephosphorylation. Lineage: Eukaryota; Metazoa; Chordata; Aves; Mesitornithiformes; Mesitornithidae. The record is from RefSeq and is a predicted model, not a curated record. Gene Ontology annotation, cellular component: protein phosphatase type 2A complex; cytosol; nucleus. The coding region runs from base 195 to 1403 and encodes 402 amino acids. Gene Ontology annotation, molecular function: protein phosphatase activator activity. The transcript has 13 exons.
AAGUGGAUGGCUUCACACGGAAAUCGGUGCGCAAGGCUCAGAGGCAGAAGCGCUCGCAGGGCUCCUCGCAGUUCCGCAGCCAGAGCAGCCAGGUGGAGCUCUCGCCGCUGCCCCAGCUCAAAGAUGCCACCUUCAAUGAACAGCAAGAUCUUUUUUGUCAGAAGUUACAACAGUGUUGUGUGCUCUUUGACUUCAUGGACUCUGUUUCAGACCUGAAAAGCAAAGAAAUUAAGAGAGCAACACUGAAUGAACUGGUUGAAUAUGUUUCAACAAAUCGUGGAGUGAUUGUUGAAUCAGCUUAUGCUGACAUAGUGAAAAUGAUUAGUUCUAAUAUUUUCAGAACACUUCCACCUAGUGAUAACCCAGAUUUUGAUCCAGAAGAAGAUGAACCAACUCUUGAAGCCUCAUGGCCCCACAUACAGUUGGUGUAUGAAUUUUUCCUGAGGUUUUUGGAGAGCCCAGAUUUUCAGCCUAGCAUUGCAAAGCGCUAUAUUGACCAGAAAUUUGUACAGCAGUUGUUGGAGCUCUUUGAUAGUGAAGACCCCCGAGAACGUGACUUCCUGAAGACAGUUCUUCAUCGAAUUUAUGGAAAAUUCCUUGGUUUAAGAGCAUUCAUCAGGAAACAGAUUAACAACAUUUUCCUCAGGUUUAUAUAUGAAACAGAGCACUUCAAUGGUGUUGCUGAACUACUUGAGAUAUUAGGAAGUAUUAUCAAUGGUUUUGCACUGCCACUGAAAGCAGAACACAAACAGUUCCUUAUGAAAGUUCUGAUUCCCAUGCAUACUGCAAAGGGAUUAGCUUUGUUUCAUGCACAGCUUGCCUAUUGUGUUGUACAGUUCCUGGAAAAAGAUACAACUUUAACAGAGCCUGUCAUCAGAGGACUGCUCAAAUUUUGGCCAAAAACUUGCAGUCAGAAAGAGGUGAUGUUUUUAGGUGAAAUUGAAGAAAUCUUAGAUGUAAUAGAACCGACACAAUUCAAAAAAAUAGAAGAGCCUUUAUUUAAGCAAAUAUCCAAGUGUGUGUCAAGUUCACAUUUUCAGGUUGCAGAAAGAGCUUUGUACUUCUGGAAUAAUGAAUAUAUUCUCAGCCUGAUCGAGGAGAAUAUUGAUAAAAUUCUACCAAUUAUGUUUGGCAGUUUGUACAAGAUCUCCAAAGAACACUGGAAUCCAACCAUUGUGGCACUGGUGUACAACGUCCUGAAAACCCUGAUGGAGAUGAACGGCAAGCUUUUCGAUGAACUCACCAGCUCGUAUAAAGCAGAAAGGCAAAGAGAGAAAAAGAAAGAAUUGGAACGCGAAGAGUUGUGGAAAAAGCUCGAGGAGUUAAAGCUUAAGAAGGCAAUGGCAGAAAAGCAGAACAGCACUCACAACGUGCUAAAUGCACACAAUCCAAGUGCCAAAUAAAAGAAAUGACCACCUCUACACGGCAGACACGCUUUUUUGUACCCUUUUGAAAUAUAUAAGGAUUUGCAAAAGAAACCUCAUCAGUA